Molecule: messenger RNA, 2400 nt
Organism: Lates calcarifer (barramundi perch)
Lineage: Eukaryota; Metazoa; Chordata; Actinopteri; Centropomidae
Product: protein asteroid homolog 1
Exons: 6
Coding region: 79-2097 (672 amino acids)
Molecular function (GO): nuclease activity
Source: RefSeq, a predicted model, not a curated record
ACAGAGGACGGAGCCGCGGACUCUGUCUCGGUAUAAAAGUGGCGCAGAUGCAGGUUGGUCGUCAGACUCGGACCCAGGAUGGGCGUUCAGGGCUUGGCCACUUUGCUGGAUUCUCAGCCCCGGAUCUACCGGGACACCAAGUUCAGGAAGAUGCGGCUGGUGAUCGACGGCUGCAACCUGCUGUACCUGAUGUACUUCAAGUCAGGUCUGGAUCAGAAUCGCGGUGGGGAGUACGCCACCUUUGAAGACCUGAUUGAGAGGUUUGUCAAAGCCCUCAGAGACUGUGGGAUCAUGCCGUACGUGGUGCUGGACGGAGGCUCGGACCACACCGACAAGAAGCUUGAAACGGUGACGUUAAGAGCUAAGAGUCGGAUCAAGAAAGCCCAUCAGGCAGCGGUGGGCGGCAGCAAUGAGGAUAUCCUGCCCCAGCUCGCCAAGAUAGUGUUCAGACAGACGCUGGCCCGGCUGGAGGUCCCGAUGGCCCAGUGCUUUGCAGAGGCCGACCCGCAGAUUGUCGCCCUGGCCAACGAGUGGCAGUGCCCGGUGCUUUCCAACGACAGCGACUUCUACAUUUUCAAUCUAUCAUCUGGGCUGCUGCCCAUCUCUCAUUUCAAGUGGGAGGAGGUGGAGCAGAGCGGCUCGCAGAGCUACAUCCCCUGUAAGACCUACCACGCCAACAGCUUCUGCAUCGCCCUCGAGAUCAAGCCCCAGCUCCUGCCCACCUUCGCCGCCUUGGCCGGGAAUGAUUACGUGAAGCUGAAGAGGAUGGAGUCGCCCAUCGACUGGGUGCAGUUUGACCCGAGCGAGAAGCCGAGCCACCUGAAGGGGCUGCUCUGCUGGCUGAAGGGCUUCAACGAACCUCAGGAGGCGCUGGAGGCGGCGGUGAGGCUGAUGAGAGGAGUGAGCAUGGAGAGAAAGGCUAAGGUGCUGCAGAGCCUGUCUCUGGGGAUGGACGAGUACCAGGUGCCUCCCAGCUCCCUGACCAAGUUCUUCAUCCACGGGAUGCCCCCUCCGUUCCUAGCAGUGGAAAAAGAGCCAGGUCUCAUCCCAGACUGGAUGCGACUUCCUCUGACGCAGGCCCGGCUGACCGCAGACGUCCUGGAUGUGCUGCAGCUGCAGAGGAUGAGCCUCAGCCUCCCAGUGGCCCACAGGGACAUGCCCAGCUCCAACCUGAUGUCCAGGCCGCUCCGCCAGGUGAUGUACGGGCUGCUGCUGGGCGGAGGAAAGCCGAUCCAGGUGGAGGAGAGUGACAGAGACGGCCUCCAGCUGAAACUGAUCCCAGUCGAGCCGGCCUUCAGAGGGGUCACUCAGCGGCUGGUGCUCAGCUCUUUGGACAAGGCGGAGCUCUCUGAACGUCUGCAGGUGUUACUGGAGGCUCUGCAGGUGACUGAGUCGUCUCUGAGAAACCUGCCGCCUCAGCUGCGCCUCCCGGUGGCCGUCACCUGUUUCUGGCUGCAGAGAGCGGAGCCUCCUCCGGACAACAGGCUGCUGAAGGCGCUGCUGCUCGGGCUGAGCAUCGGAGACUCACUGAGACACAGAGCAGCUCUGCAGGUUGGAAAUCAACCAAAGCUGGACUUGAACGUGGCUCACGCCUUCAACCAAUGGCAGGCCUGCCUGAAGGACAGCAUCCACCUGAACCAGCUGCUGGGCUUCCCUCUACCUGAACCACAGGUCGCACGGUUGUAUGAGGGGACACUGGUCCACAACAUAGUCCACAGGAUGAGGACAGGAAGACGAUUCAAGGCCUUCCUGAAGAGCGAUCGCUCCAGCGUGAAGAGGUACCACGCCAUGGUGUCCGUCGUCCACCAGUUUCACACUCAGAGAGCACCAUCGCUGUCCAAGACCCUGAAGAAAGCGGCGCCUUCGCGGUGCCUGCGACAGCCUCUGGAGGACCUGACCCCCAUCCUGCAGCAGCUGUUCCUCCAGGACCAGGACGAGGAGAAGGAGGUGAGCAGCGUCGUCAGAGCUCAGGAGGAUCUGUACUUCGACGAACCGUUGUUGGUGAAAACUCGGUACAGAACCAAGGAGAGGAACAACCGGUGCAACAAACCGGAACUGUCCCGCAAAGAGGAGUGCAGAGGCCGGGACAUCAUCUGAGGACCAGAGACCUCGAUCCAGGCCUACAGCCACUAACAGAGACUCUGAAGUUUGUUCGUUAACAGUUUGAUUCAUCGUUUGCUGGUUUUAAACUUUAAACACUCCUGCUGUUCUGACGUUUUAGAAUCAGAGUUCUGUUUUAAGUGUCAAAGUAUUUCUUAGAUUUUCAGUAUUUAUUGGUUUAUUUCUAAACUUUUUGCACUUUGAUACAACAAAUAAGGAAAUGUUCAAUUUACUGUUUUAAUGUUAUAAAUGUAUUUUUUCUAUGCUAAUAAAUGAAUAAACGGUCCUGUGUGACUCAAA